AUGGCACUUCCAGCCUCCCAGGCUAAAGCCACAGCACUGAAAAGAGGCAUUGGAACAAUGCAAGAAGCUCUGGAUGGGGUAGAUGAUAGUGGUGAGGCAAACAUACAGAAGAAGUGGAAUGACCUGAAGGCUUAUAAGACCACAAUCUCAGUGUGGGCAUGUGGGAUUACGAAUCCAAAGACCAGCAGCAUGUUAUCUCUAUUGCCACAUCAAGAAAAUCCAACCAGUGUAUCAGGCAUCUCAGUACCCACACAGUUUAUCAAAGUGACGACAAUCAGCAGUGCUACUGCCCCCCAAAAAACUCCUGAAAACUCGGACAUUGGUGAUGAUGAUGCCCAGAUAGUAGGGUCUCUGCUGGAUGAAGAUAACAGCCCUGAGCGCUUGGCAGCACAUGCCCUUAUGAGUCUGAAGAAACAGCCCAGGAGUCUGCGUACUGUGAUGGGAACAGUGGAAGUGAUUGAGGUUCAGGACAGGUCACUGACUCCACCUCUACCUCCACCUUCACAAUAUCAGUUUUGUGCUAACAAGUCUCUCUCUUCAUCUGUCAAAGGAGAGCUGCUUGAUGCUUCAAUGAUGAUGAUGAAUUAUAUUAUGAAGAUGCCAUGUUCAUUGACAGUGUUGAGACAAGCCCCAUUGCCGGAAACAAAUGUGGAUGCAUUUGAUGAUUUAGAUAUCCCUCCCAUAAAACGGGUCAAACAGGAGAUGACCUUCGAUGCUUCAGAAAUGAAAGUGACUACUGGGGAGAAGAAAGUGGCCAAUGGAGAGGUCUUGAGGAUGAAAUACAAGAACAGCGAUCUUCCCACUGGUUGCCAGGAUGGAAAUGCAUGGCAUGGCUCACUUAUUCCUACCAUUGUUCAUGCUGUGGGUGGGGACAACAUCCAUCCAUGGCUCAUUGAGGAUGACAUACUUAUUUUCAUUCUCACGAAGACUUGGAAAGUUGUCUACGCUGGGAAGCCAACACUCGUCAAUUACUCCAUAAUCCCAGGAGGUGCUAUCUACUAUGUGGCUAAGCGGCGCUUAAGUGAAUGGCGCAGUGGAUUUGAUUCUGCUGCUGUCAUGAUGAUCAUGAGCCUCAUGGCAGCUAGCCCACUCUACGAAUCUGAGGAUAGCUGCAUCGGUUUUGCGAAUUUCUGGCUUGAAGACAACAGAUUUCUCUUUGGGGAUGUCAACUUCGAUGACAAAAAGGAAUGGUCAGGGAUGUGGCAGUCCACAUUUGUCCUGCAGACUUUCGCAGCUCACCUCAACUACACCCAAGGAUGUGUACCAGUUUCAGAGCUUAACAGCGAGGAGUUGGUUCUUCGAACAGCACUUUCUCUCUCUGCAGCAGCAAUUAAAUGCACCCUCAAUCUCCUUGCAACUAAAGAGAUGACUUUUGAGAUCAAGAGCACCUCUAAGGGCAAGAAGAAGCCUUCGUACAAAGGGAAGGUGCCAGCCACAGAAGUUGAAUGGAUUGCUGUCAUUGGUGAGAACAAAAGCUUUUUGGAGCCGCUCUGGGGAUAUGACAUGCGGAUGUUCUUGACUGCCAUCAAUCAUGUUCCUGCUGAAAAGAUGAAAGCUAUUGUUGAGCUUGCUCAACAAUAUAUGAAGGCCACGAUGCGCACUGGACAAUCAAGACAGAUGGCAUGCCUGAGUAGGCUUUAA
Molecule: messenger RNA, 1641 nt
Organism: Suillus fuscotomentosus
Lineage: Eukaryota; Fungi; Basidiomycota; Agaricomycetes; Boletales; Suillaceae
Exons: 7
Coding region: 1-1641 (546 amino acids)
Source: RefSeq, a predicted model, not a curated record